AUGGAUGUCGACACGAAAAAAGUUGAUAUUGGUAUUCAAACUGAUGAAUUGAGCGACAAUCAAUUUUCUCCAUCCUCUACUGAACGAGUAUCUCCAACCGAUUUACAGACAUCAAACAGAAGUACUAGUACAAAUACAAUCACCGAUGAACAAAAACCUGGCUUGUCUGUUGAAAUACCAUUUUAUCGAUUGACAAAGUCAAACAAAUAUUGUGCUGUUUGUGAUGCUUCCUUCCAUGUAAAACGAAAUCGAUCCAUUGAAAUUAAUUCUUCAGUACGCUUAUAUACAUUAUUGGAACACCAUAUUUAUAUCCAACACAAAACUCGAUGCUGUUCAAAGCACAUAUCUAAUGACUCCUUGAAAGUGGAAUCAAUUGAGAAUAUUAAGCAACAUAAAAAAAGAUAUUGUAUGAUUCAUCGAGAAGAAUUGAUCGAUCUAUUCAACGAUAUGAAAAACGAACUCAGAAAAAACUAUUUAAAAAUUAAUGAAUUGGCUAAGAAUCCACCAUUAAAUUUCGACGAUACAAAAGUGUGUUUACCGGAAAAAGCUUAUCAAGUACUGAUGGGAAUUACUCGCGACCAGUUUGAUGAUCUUUGUUCUCAUAUACCACGAUCGAAACUGCGAACUUCUGAUCUAAGAACAUCACGUACUGCUAUUGCUAUGCUUCUUGUUAAAUUGAGACUAGGUAUCAGUCAUGAAACUUUGUGCACUUUAUUCGGACUUGAAAGCAAACGUCAAGUAAGUAGAAUACUUGAGAGUGCCAACACCGCACUCAAAGAACAUUUCGUACCAAAAUAUCUUGGGUUUGAUCAUAUUACACGGGAGUAG
Rotaria sp. Silwood2 is the source of this 828-nucleotide messenger RNA. NCBI's taxonomy places the organism in Eukaryota, Metazoa, Rotifera, Eurotatoria, Philodinida, Philodinidae. The record is from the annotation of a GenBank genome assembly.